AUGCCAGGCAAUACAAUGGAAGACACAUGUGUUAUUAGUCUUGGAGAAAUUGAUAACGUGAUGGUUUUCACGAAUAAUCUUAGGGAUGACCGCAUCACUAUCCCCAAGAGCAUGGUUGCGAUGAUAGAUUUGAGCUUGUUUGCCAACUCCAUUAAACGGAUCUCAGAGAUUACUUUCUUACGGAUGUCAGCCUUGCUAUUGAUAGCA
Phytophthora sojae is the source of this 207-nucleotide messenger RNA. RefSeq lists its product as hypothetical. The transcript has 2 exons. NCBI's taxonomy places the organism in Eukaryota, Oomycota, Peronosporomycetes, Peronosporales, Peronosporaceae. The record is from RefSeq and is a predicted model, not a curated record. The annotation marks the transcript as partial.